Molecule: messenger RNA, 13117 nt
Organism: Hydra vulgaris (swiftwater hydra)
Lineage: Eukaryota; Metazoa; Cnidaria; Hydrozoa; Anthoathecata; Hydridae
Product: sacsin
Molecular function (GO): Hsp70 protein binding
Source: RefSeq, a predicted model, not a curated record
GCCACGAUGUUUGAGUUUGUUAAGUUCUGAAUGCUUAAAUCUACUGAAUUCUUAACAAAUAUUCUUGUGAGCUAUUGAUUUGAGCGACGAUACUAGCAUUUAGAUUUGUUGUGUGACAUAAAGUUAAAAAAAAGUUUAGCUUAAUCUUCAACAUAAACUCUUUAAGGUUUAUUUCAAACAAGUUAUGCCGAAUUCAGGCAAGUUUACUCGGCGCACUUUGGUGGAGGACAUACGAGACAUAUUGAGAAAGUAUCCAUGUGAUGCUCAAAUAUUUAAAGAGAUAAUACAGAAUGGAGAAGAUGCAGGUGCAUCAAAAAUAACUUUUGUGUACGAUGAAAAUACAUAUACUGAACAAAAUAAUUUUAGCAUUGCUGGUUUAAAAGAUUACCAAGGACCUUCAUUGUAUGUGUAUAACAAUGCUAAGUUUACAGAAAAAGACUGGGAUGGAAUUAGUUCUUUGGGAAUAAGCUGUAAAGAAAAAGAAGUUUUAAAAGUUGGAAAAUUUGGAUUAGGCUUUAAAUCAGUAUUCCAUUUAACAGAUUUUCCUAUGGUAAUGAGUGGUACAAAGUUCAUGUUCCUUGAUCCUAUGGUCUGUACAUUGAACAGCGAAGUUCUUGAGUUUGAUUUUCAAAAUAACGAAGAUCGAUUGAUAUUUCAAAAUCAUACUGAUUUUGAGUUGUUCAAAAGGUUAUUUCAAAUUAAAGAGAAUGGUGUAAACGGAACUUUAUUUCGCUUUCCUUUGAGACAAAAAAAAUCAGAUUUAUCUGAGUUUUGCUAUAAUAAUGGUCAACUAAAUGAAUUGAUUAAAUCACUUAAAGAUAAUGGUUACUUGAAUUUAUUGUUUUUAAAGAGUGUAAAACAUAUAGAGUUAUGUCGUAUUACAAAAGGAAGCAAUAAAAAAGUAGUUGAAUAUUCAAUUGCAUUGACAGAAGAUUGCAUUAAAAAGUAUGGUAAUUCAAAAAUGCAGUUUAUUGAUAAAAUUAAAAAACAGCUUCAAUCUCCUAGUUGCUCUGAAGUAACUAAUGACUAUGAAGUGAACAUUAUAGAGAAAGAAAUAAAUACACCUGAAAUUAACUAUUGCUAUUUUGUAAGUGAAUACUAUAGCGCUGCUUCAUCAGAUUUCAAUAAUCUUCAAAGCCUUAACCUUUUACCACUGGUAACAGUAGCAUACCCUAAAAAUGAUCAAUAUCUAGAUGAUGUUGGAGGACAUAUUUUUUGCGUUUUACCAUUGCCUAUGUGGCAAAAAGGUAUCACAGGUUUACCUGUGCAUGUGAAUGGUUUCUUUGCACUUAGUGAAGAUAGGCGUGAUUUAAAAUGGCCAACAGAUCCUAAAAAUAUAAACAAAGACCAGCAAGUUCUUUGGAAUAACUUCCUUAUAACAAAAUUGCUGCCUCAUGCUUAUAGUAACUUGAUGAAAUAUUUAAUUCAAAUGAACUCAAUUUCAGAUAUCGUGUAUGACUGCUGGCCAAAAAAAGAUGUAGUUGACAAGAAAUGGCAGCAACUCUUGAACCCUUUUUUUGAAAAGGUUUCUCACUUAAAAUGUUUUUAUUGCAGUUUUUGUAAAGAAUGGUUGUAUCCAUCAGAUUGUUAUAUUCUUAGACCAGAUUUAUUUUUAUCUGAAGAACAAAAAUUAUGUAUUAGAGGAUUUCUUGAGAUGUGUGGUGAAAAAGUUACUGUUGUUCCCAAUCAUGUUCAAUCAUACUUUAGCAGUCUUAAACUCAUCUCUAAGUCAUUAGUACAAACUACUCUUAAAAAAGACUUAGAUUUUUAUAAAUUUUGUAAAAGCUCUGAUAUGAUGCACAUUUUAGAGUUUAUCUUGACUGAUAUGUCAGAUGCUGAAAAGCUAUGUGAAAUACCUUUGUUACCAAUGCAUGAUGGAACAUUGGGUUCUAUAAAUUACAAGAGCAGUUCCAACAGUUCAAUUUUUAUUGCUACUGACAAUCAUCCAUUAGAGAUUUUUCCAUCCCAUCAGAAUUUUUUUAAUCAAAAGCUUCUAAAGGAAAACAAAACUUUAAUGAAGAUUUUUCAAUCUGUAGCUAAAACAGAGAAGUUUAACAUUACAGUAAUUGACAGUUGUCAGCAAGCUUUGGAUGUUAUAAAAGCAUUAUGUGAACAAAAUAAAUCUAGUUUUAAAAAAGUCGUAAUAAAUGAUUUUUAUCACAACUGGUACAAAUCUAUGUGGUCCUACAAAAAAAAUUAUAGAUUACCUUUAAAACAAUUUGAAGGAAUACCAGUGGUUUUAAUUAAACAACAAAUGGAAAUCUCAUUAAAUGUAUUAACUCAAAAAGACACAAAUAUUAUUGUGGAGUCUUUUGAAAAAUGCUUACUAACACCAGCCAUGAAAUUAUUUUUAGAUAAAUGUCAUGUUCCAUUAUUGUAUGCAGAUGACUUAGAUCAAAUUGAUAUUUUUGAACUAUGCUCAAAUAAUUUCAUUAUAAAACCUACGAAUCAAGGGUUUUUAACAUCCCUGAUAAAUCACUAUUUGCAAUCAAAGAUCGAUGUGUUGAAUUGCAUUUCAGAUGCACCAAUAGAGAUACGAAAGGUAAUUAGGGCUGGUAUGGAAAAAAUUUUAGAAAAUCCCUCCUUACUUAGUGAAAGUACAAAAUCAUUUGUUAAAAAAUUAAAAGUUUUUGAGAUUUUGCACCCUCCAGGUGAAUUUGUAUGUUUGGAUCAAAGUUCUUAUAUUGUUGAUAAAAAGCAUUUUAUACCUUUAAUGUCAUCGCUUGGAAAUUUUAUUGAUUCAGCAUCAGUCUCUUGCUCAAUCAUGAAUGCAUUAAAUCUUAAGCAGAUAUCAUUUAAUGAUAUUGUUUUUUUCUUGACAAAGAAUUUCCUAAGGUUUUCUUCAGAUCAGCAACAUCAACUCAAUGAGUUUCUAUUAGUUUGCCUAGAAAAGUUUGAACCAAGUAUAGAUGCAUUGAAUUUACUAAAAAAUCAAAUUUUUGUUGAAAGUGAUGGUAAGCUUUUAAAGCCUUCUUCUUUAUUUGAGAAAACAAGUGAUUUGGAGAAAAUGUUUUUUGGAGAAAUUAGCCGAUUUCCUAAUGACAGGUACAAUACCUCAGUACUAAAAAAACUAGGUUUAAAGUUGAAUUCAGAUUUAAGUUCUAAUGAUAUAGCUCAGAGCAUAAGUUUUAUUGACAAAACAAAUUUCAAACAAGAGGAUUUUUCAAAACUCAUCAACAAAAUAAAAAUUAUUUUACAAGAAAAAAACUUUAGCAUGUCAAAUUAUUUACAUUUAAAGUGGAUACCAAUAAAGCAAAGAUGUUUAGGAUCAUACCCUUUAUCUCUGCAAUGGUUCGGAACUGGAAAAUGUUUGGUAGAUUCUAGUAAUGUCUAUUUGGAUUCACAUGAGUGUUUGAUAGGAAGUGUUGCUUAUAUCAUACAUCCAAGCUUAUCAGAAACAUAUUCAAAAAUUUUUUGUAACAUAAAUCCAUCUUUAAACUUGAUAAUGCAGCAUUUAAAAAAUAUUGAAAUAAAUUACAAUGAUGAAGAAAAAGGUCUUUAUAAGCAAAAUAUACAAAUUGUUUACAAUUAUUUGCUCAGGUUUAACGUUAAUGAUGUUGUUAGUUUUUUUAAGAAACAUCAGAUGAAAAUCUGGAGUGGCUCUCAUUUUAUAGAUGUUAAUAAAGUGCUUUUUAAAAACAUGUCUCUUAACUACGAUGUAUCUCCUUAUUAUAAUCAAGUUAAAACUGUAAUUUCUGAUGUUAUUGAAAAUUAUAUUCUAUCAUUAGACACUUUUCCUAAAAAUGAGAUUGAUGUAUAUUUGAAUGUUCUCAAGCAAAUCAAAGAAAAACAUGACACAACAGAUAAAGAUACAUCCUUUGAUCUCAAUCUAUCAAUAAAUCUUGUGAAAUAUAUUGCAUUAAACUAUUCUUCAUUACCAAAGAAUAGUCAAGUGUUUGUACCAAUACAAAGUAGAAGACUGUGUCUCAAUUUAUUGUCAGAAUGCUAUUAUAAAAGUAGUGAUACAGGAGAUUCAAACACAACUUACAAUAUACUUCAUGAAUUAUUUAGUGAAGAUGAUGCCAAAAUGUUAAAUGUUCGUAAUUUAGUGAGUGUUAUUAUCUCCCCAACAACAUUUUCUUGCUUUCAGUCAUGGGGACAACAGGAACCGUUAACAACCAAACUUAAUCGAAUUUUAAAGCUGUACAAUGAUGGAUUUGCCAUAGCUAAAGAGUUUGUUCAAAAUGCAGAUGAUGCUGGAGCAAAAGUAGUCAAAUUUCUCUAUGACAAACGACAAAACAAAGAGUUAAAAAGCAAUUUAUUUGAUUCUGGCAUGAAGCAUUGGCAUGGGCCAGCGCUCUGGAUCUAUAAUAGUGCAGAAUUUACUGAGCAGGAUUUUGUUAACAUAACAAAAUUAAAUGCUGGAACCAAAGAAUUCGAUACUUCAAAGAUUGGUACUUUUGGACUGGGUUUUAAUUCAGUUUACCAUCUUACUGAUGUACCAAGUAUACUAAGUGGAAAUACUCUUGUUGUGUUUGAUCCUCAUACAGAAUAUCUUGGAAGAGCAAUACAUGAUAAAGGAGAACCUGGUAUAAAAAUGACACUAGUAGGGAAUUCCAACUGCUCUCAGUUUAGUAAUCAACUUAAAGUUUUUCAUGGAAUAUUUGAUUGUCAUCUUGACUUUGAUAGUGGAGAUGUUCAAACAUUUAAAGGAACUCUUUUUAGAAUACCUUUGCGUAGCAGUGAAACUGCUCCACUGAGUAAAAUAAGCCCGUUAGUUUAUUCUGAAAAUGAAAUGAAGUUGUUGUACCAAAAAAUUGAAGAACGAAUUAAGCAUUUGUUAAUGUUUACUGAAAAUGUUUCUGAAUUUGGUUUGUUUGAAAUAUCUAAUAAUGUAAAUAAAGUAUUAACUAUAUCAACUGUUAAGAAAAACAUUGAAGUAAUUCAUAGAUAUGGUGUAACAAAUGAAAUUUCAGUUAUGAAAGUUGGUACACAUAUGCUUCAAAAUAAUCUUAACUUUGAAAAUAUAGAUAUUCAAUUAAAAGUUUCAAUUGAUUCUGUUGUUAAAAAUAAGACAGAAAGAAAUGUUUAUCUUAUAAGUUCUUGUAUUGGUGGAGAGAACUCUUACGAGUAUGCCAAAAAAAACAAAGGACAAAAUUCUUGCGGAUCGAUAGCCGUUGAAAUUAGUGAACAGCAAGGAGAUAAAUUUGUUGCGAAUGCUGAUGGAGAUUUAUUUUGUUUCCUUCCUUUACCAAUUAAAAGUGGAUUGCCCGUUCAUGUUAAUGGUUUUUUUACUCUUUCUAGUGAUAGAAAACAUCUUCUAAUAACAACUCAUGAUGAUAAGUCUUAUGGGACAAAAGACUGGAACAAUAUUUUAGCUGAAGAUUUGUCUACACCAUAUAUAAAUCUUUUGCUUCAAUUAAAAAGAUUGAACUCAAAUUACACUUUAACUGAAUGGGCAAAAAUUAUCCCGUUUGGUGUAACAUAUAGUGCAAGAAACAGCUCUAUGCAAUGUUUAGUUAGGUCAUUUGGUAAAAAAAUGGUUGAAAAUGAAUUACAACUAUUCCCCUCUGGCAUUAACAAUGAAUGGAUUUCAUGGAAAUAUUUAAAAUUCUUGUCAAAUGAAAUUAGUUUUAGUAUAAGACAAGAAGUGUUAGCUUUUAUGAAUUGGUAUUAUUCAAUGAUGCAACCUAGACUUUAUGUUGUUGAUAUACCAGAGCAUGUUGUCAACUUGCUUUUAGAAUGUGGAAUUAGUGUAGAAUCUAACAAGAUAACAGUAAAAGCAUUUAUUAGGUUAUUUUUAGAUAAUCUUGGUCAUCCUCUGCUCGAUGAUGACUUAAGAAAUAAAAUCACAAUUUAUUUUAUUAAUAACAAUAUUGAUUGUCUUUACAAUUACAGAUGCUUACCUACAAAACCUAAUGGAAAGUUAAAGAUGUCAUCUGAGUGCGUUGCAGUAGAUAGCAAAGCUGCUUCUUUAUUUUUUUUAUAUGAUGAAGUAUUUGUGUUAGAUCAGUUUACACCUUCUCUAUCUAAGUUUAAGGAUAUUAAUUCUUAUAAUUUGUCAUGGCCAAUGAUUUUAUUAUGUGCAAGGUCUAUAUCUAGUAUGUCUGAUAUUGCAGAAAUUGUCAAACGCAGCAAGAUGUUAAUAGAGUUAAUGGAAUCUACCGAGACUGAUAAGUGUCCAAACAAUAUAAAAAAUGAACUUUUAAAAACAAAAUUUUUACCAUCUUAUGAAAAACCUGACUGGUGGCCGUUUAAUUCUCAUUAUGGAGAAUGUAAAAAAGUAGAAGCUCCUUACAAUAGUUUUGGAAAGAAUUGUCUUUAUUUGGCUAGUGUGACAAACCCAAUUUGUAAAUUUCAUAUAAAAAAAUCUUUGUUUAACUUUUUGGGCUUAAACAAGAUCCCUUCUUUUGAAACUGUGAAACAGCAGUUGAUGGAUUUAAAUUUAAAAUCUAAUAUUGUAUGCGAGCGUCUGCAAACAAUUCUAAAUGACAUAUAUAGCUAUUUAGAUAGCCAUGCUACUCCCAGUCAACUAAAGGAACUAAAUAAGUUGUGCAUAGUGUAUUCAGAAAACUGUAACCUAGUACUUCCUAGUUUGACAUUUAUUUGCUUUCCACUUGACAUCUCUCCAUAUAUAUUUAAAUUAUCAAAAAGUAUUUCAGGUAACAAUGUUCAAAAAAAUUUAAUGAUAAAAUUAGGAGUAAAGGAUAAACCAGAACUUGAAGACUAUUUAAAUAUUUUAUCAAGAAUAAAUGAAGAUUACAAAUUUGACUCUCUUCCUGAUCAGCUACUUAAAGCAAUAAAUCAAUUUAUCAUUUCUGAGUUAUUACCUUACAAAGAUUCAAUUAUUAGUGAGAAGCUAUACCUUCCUGAUACAAAUGGUAAACUGAGAAUAUCUACAGAGUUAUAUUUUAAAGAUGUUUUUUGGACUCCAGAUCAGCCAGGAAUAAACUACACUCAUGGUGAUAUUCCCCCUAAUCAUUGUAUUGCACUUGGUGUUAAACCAGCUAGACACAAAUAUUUUAACAUGAUGUCAAAAAGAAUAUGCUUUAAACAGUUUGGUCAGCAUGAAAAAUUGUCUGUCAGAUUAGCAAAACUUAUAAAAGGAUAUCGAAAUAGUGAAGACAUUUUAAAUGAGUUAUUGCAAAACGCUGAUGAUGCAGGGGCAACAGAAGUUACAUUUUUAUUAGACACAAGAACUCAUGGAACAGAAAAGGUUUUUUUUAAUGAAUGGAAAGAUCUUCAAGGACCUGCACUAUUAAUAUGCAACAAUGCAAUAUUUAAACAAAGCGAUUUGGAGGGUAUUCAGAAUUUAGGUGAAGGAACAAAAAGUAAAAAUGCUUUGCAAACCGGAAAAUAUGGAGUGGGAUUCAAUGCAGUGUACCAUAUUACAGAUUGUCCAAUGUUGCUUACACCUAUUGCAGAUAGUAAAGAUGUUUUGUGUGUAUUUGAUCCAAAUCUGAAGUAUGUUGUUAAUGCAACUGAACAGUUUCCAGGAACUCUGAUUGAAGAUGCAAGACAGGUCAUUGAAACUUAUAGUGAUGUUAAAAAGGCAUUUUUAAUUGAUGAAUUUAAUUCUAAAGGUAUGACUUUGUUCAGACUUCCCUUAAGAAAUAAAAAGAUGGCUGAAGUUUCUGAAAUAUCAAAAACAGAGGUAAAUAAUGAUUAUAUUAGCGAUUUAUUUAGUAAAUUUGAAAAACAUUCUUCCAUUGUUCUGCUUUUCCUUAAAAGUGUGCGUAAGUUGACAUUUAGAACCAUAAAAGAUAAUGCUGAUACAUCUACAACAUUUGUUGCUCAACAUUAUGAUACCAAUUUAAAAAAGAUUACUAACUUUCAAAGAGCUGAAAAAGAUUUUGCUAAUAAGUUGGGAAAUGUUACAGCAAUAAUGAAUUUAGUAGAACGACUCAACAAGUUUGUGUGUGUCACACAUUUGAUAAACAAUGAAUUUUAUAAAUCAUAUCACUGGAACAUUAUUGAGCAAGUUGGAUUUUCUUCGAUAGAUUGCGUUUCUCCUCAAAUAAUGGAGUUGAUUGAAAAUAAUGAACUAUAUUUAAUACCAAAAGGAGGUAUUGCAAUUCAUAUUUAUAAGAACUGUGAAACAUGUGAAAGUAUCAAUGAGGUUAACAGAAUAAAUAAAACUACCUCUAUUGUAGACCAUGGAUUAGUGUUUUGUUCUUUGCCAUUGCCCAUGAUUACCAACUUACCAGUUUUUAUUAAUGGUAAUUUUGUUUUGGAAUAUGAAACACGACGAUGUCUUAGCCUAAGUGUUCCUGAUUCGGUUGAUUUUAAAUGGAAUAAAACAAUAAUUCAGCAUUGUAUUGUUCCAUGUUACCUAGAAUACAUAACACAGCAGGCGUCUAAACUUUCAAAAUAUUUUGAUGAUUUGGAAAAACAAAAUAAUAAGAUAAGAAAAUUUUAUAACAUGUUUCCUAAAUCUGACAAUAAUAUACACAACAAUUUAUUAAUGAAUUUUUUUUUUCAAGCAAUAUCGGACCAUAAUCUUUCAGUAUUAUUAGUGCUAAAUGAAAACAAUGGCGAACCUAGGGUUGAUUGUGUUUCAUCUAAAGAUUUUUUGAUAUAUGAACCUAAAGAAGAUGUUUUCUUUUCUUCAACAGCAAGGUUUUAUAAAGAGGUUUUCUCUUCAACAAAAAGUCCCAAAAGGUCUCCAUUACUAUUGAUGUUGCAACAACUAUUUAUUCCGUGUGAUUUAUUACCAGAACAUAUUAAAGAGGGUUUUGUUCAGAUUGAAACCCCACUUAAAGUGUGCACUCCAAACGUCAUUUUGAAAUUAUUGUGCGAAUUAGCAUUUAAAAUUCUGCCUAAAAAUUCUAAACACUGGGAUGUGGCAAAAACAAGAUUUAGAGAUAAAAAAAAUGUAAAAAUGGUUUUGGAGUAUUGUUUGUCUAAAGAAACAAAAAAAUGUAGCAUUGACGAACAAAAGAAAAUGUCAAGAGCAUUAUUUUCUCCAUCAGUAGAUGGAGAAAAUAAUGCUCCAGCAAUAGAAUUAAAUGGUUUACCUUUGUGUUUAUGUGCAGAUGGCAGUGUUACUCAUUUUUCUAAACAAAAUCCAAAGUUUUUAACUGAGUACAGUUGUUUGUUUAAAGAGUUUGCCAAUGAGUUUGUAGAUAACGAAUUUGUUAAUAUUCUUAAUGAAUACAAAGACUGUGAUUGUUUCAAAGAAUUUUCAAUUAAAGACUUUGUAAAGUUUUUACCUGAAGUUUUAACAAAAGAGAAGUUUUUUGAUAUCAUUAUUGAGGUUAAUUUAGAAAAAGAUAAAAGUAUUUUGGGGAAAGACUUUAUUUGGUUUAAAAAUGCAUGGCGUUUUCUUGCUGAAGUUGAAAAUGAAAAAUCUGCCAAGUGGUUACAUAGCGAUGUAAAGCCAUGGUCCUUAUUAAUUGUAAAGUCUGGUGAUAAGUCAUUUGUUUUUCCUAUUGAAAAAAGUAAAAGCGUUUUACAGUUACAAAAUGUUCAUAGUAGUUUUGAAGAGCUAUCCGAAAUACUGAAAAAAUAUUUUGGGGUUUUUGAAAGUGAUUAUAUUGAAGAUAAAAAAUCUACUAGUAAAACAAAUAAUAGGUCAGAAUUAGGAUCAAUUGAAAAAAUUAAGGAAUUUCUAUAUUCUAUGGAUUUGGCUAAAAAAAUUUUUGGUAACAUUGAAGAACCAUCAGACUUGGUUAAUGCAUUGACUUUUUCAUUCAACAAUGGAAAAUGGAACAAAUACAGUGAAAAAGAAGCUAAUACAGUUUUAAAACAAUUUUCUUCUCCAAAUAAAUAUCUAGAGCCAUUCGUUAUAGACAGUUUAAAAAAUUUGCCUCUUUUUUUGUCUAUUAAUAAUGAUUUUCUGCCACUUAAAACAGAUAAGUUUGUCCUUGUUACUGAGCAUGUUCUUUUUGAUGGUUUAGGGGAUUUACUCAAAGGGAUUACAUUUCUAAAAUAUAUUGAUGAAAAUAUUAAAAGUCUGUAUAUAUCACUUGGUUCUGAUUGCAUUAACAGAAUUGAGUUCUACAAAAUAUAUGUAGUUCCUAAUUUUGAUAGAAUUAAUGAAUUUUCAAAAGACAAACAUAUAGAUUUUAUACAAAGCAAGUUUGGAUAUUUAUUUGGAAAUGAUAAAGAUCAGUGGAUUAAGUUAUUAAAAUCACUUAAGUUUGUGAAAAACUGUAAUGAAAAACGAAUGUUCUGUUCAGAACUUUAUGAUCCAACUAAUCCUUUAUUUGAUAAAAUAUUUCAAAAAAAUAAAUUUCCAAUGCCAAAAUAUUGUGAUGAAUGGACUAGUAGUGAAAAUUCUGAAUGGCUUCUUUUUUUAAAGGAGAAUGGUUUGAUAAAUAUAAUUUCUAAAGAUAUUUUUAUCUUACUUGCCAAGGAAAAUGAAAAGCUUGAAGAUUUGAAAUUGUUUAACGAUGUAUCAAAAGAGUUGAUUAAUCACCUUAAUCAUUUGUUUACUUUAGAUUUAUAUGAAAAAAUAAAAAAUAUAAAAUUUGUUACAUCUGUAAAAAUGAAUAAAGUUAGAGAAAACUUAUGUCCUAGCGUGAAUUCAACUUGUAAAAAAAUUUGCUUUAAUGGAUCUGUUUUACAUGAAUCUCGAGAUUUAUUUUGGACAAAAAAGCCAAUUUUACCAAAAUACUUAGAUCAAAAUUUAACUUCAAAUUUAAAAAAGUUUCAGCAAUAUGAGCCUGAUGUGAUUGUAGAUCAUGUAAAAAAUGUUUUAAAUUCUAACCAAUUGUCACAAAAAAGUAAGACACAAAAGUUGAUACCUUCUGAACUUGUUGUAUCAUUUCUUACUAUUUUUAAACAUAUUUAUUCAUACUUUUUAUCUUUAAAAAACUUAAAAGAUAUUAUUUCAAAAUUAAAAUCUAUGAGCAUUAUUCUUGUUUCAAAAAAUACAUGUUUAGAAGUUCCCCAUAAAGCUUUGCUGUUUGAAGAAGGGAGUAUUUCACCCUAUUUAUGCCCAGUAGAUGUUUCUUCUUUAGGUCAUUAUUUUAAGCUUUUUGAGGAAGUAGGAUGUCAUUCUAAACCUUCUUCAUUAAUUUAUAUGCAAGUUUUAAAAAAUUUAAAAGAAGAAAUUAAUGAAAAUACUUUGAACCCUAAUGACUUAAAGGUUGCUUCAAGUGCAAUGCGUUAUUUAUCUGACAUGCUUCAAAGAGAUUCACUUUUGCCAGUUGAUUCAAAACUUUAUUUACCAACAUAUAUAUUUAUUAACAAAGAAAAAAAUUGUAAUUAUUUAACUCUUUCUUCAAACAUCAUAGCAAUGUCAGAUUUAUGCUAUGCAGAAAGAUUAAAAAACUUUCAAGAACCUAUUCUCUUUAGUGACAAAAAUGAUAAAAUUCAACCUGGAACAAGUGAAGUUUUGAUGAAACAUUUACCAUUAGACAUUCGACCUAAAAAUAUAAGAGAUGUGUUAAAUGAAGAAAUAAUUUCAGAAAUAAAUCCUAUAACUAUUCCAUCAGGCCAUAUCAGCAAAGACAUGAAAAAACGUUUGAAAGCUCCAGAAUUUUUAACUGCAUUGCAGCGCCUAAUAAAGCAUGACUCUAUAUCAAGAUCGAUUGAUACUAAUUCAAACAAUACUAUUGAAACAGUUACAAAUAUUUUGCAGCACUUUAAUGUUGUUGUUGUUCCGAAAAUUGAAACAAAGCUCAGGUUUCUUCCCAAGAAUACUUUGAUUGAUGAAAGUAAUUCUGAUUGCAAUGUUUUCUUAUGGAAAUCAAAAAGUGAAGUUACAUUGUAUUUAGCUUCGAUUUUAGAAAAAGAUGAUUCAGACAAAAUUUAUACAUAUCUAACUACCCACUUAAUGAAGUAUUUGGGAUUGUCGUCUAAUGAACCAACUCUAACAUUAUUACUUUUUCAAAUGUUUCAUUACCCAUUACGACGUUUGUUGUCGAUAUUAAAUGAUUAUAAAAUUUAUCAUGAUUUUUCAAAUAUAUCUUUCUUAAACCAUGGCCAGCUUCCAUUGCCUGGUGACAAGGUACCUUUAGAAUUCCAUCCAUUACUUAGUAAUGAAUAUUUUGAAUUUGAGAUUGAUGAUUAUGCAGCUCUAGAUGUUGGUGGUGAAGACGAGAGAGAAUUUAUUUAUGUGCUUAUAAAAAAAAAACCUUUAGGAUGUUUUAGCAAUAUAAAUAGUGAGUAUGAAGUACAAGAGAGUCCUGAUGGGAUGCUGGUUAAAAGGAGAUCUUUUUUAUUAUAUGGGUUUAGUAGAAAUCUAAAUCCUGGUUUGAGGAAAAGAAUUGAUUCAUUAGGUGUGGCAUUAGUUUCUGGAACAGAAAAUAUAGAUGAAGACUUGGAUAACUUGGAGGAAGAUUUUGGAGAUGUUGAAGAAAUAUGUCACUUAAUAAAAGAAGAGCUGAAAAAUCUUGCCAGUUUAUCUUCAGAGGAUAAAAAGAAAGUCAUUCGUAGACUUUAUUUAAGAUGGCAUCCAGAUAAACACGCUUUGAAAAACAAAGAUAAGGCCACUAAAAUAUUUCAGUUUUUACAGAAAUGUAUCAACAUGUCAGAAGAAGGAAUGUCCAAUAGUUUUAGAAAAUGGUCCUCAGAAGCCUCAAGGGAUAGAAACAACUUUAAGAACUACUUCAAGACAUUUAAUAAAAGUGAUUUUUACAACAAUUGCCAAAGUUCUCACAGCUGGGUUCCUCCUUCGUUUAAAAAAAAAAAUCCACAACCUGGUGAGGCAAAAAGAUGGCUUCGACAAGCGAAAGUUGAUUUGGAUUGUGCAGAAAAAGAAAUAUGUUUUGAAUGGAAAUGCUUUAAAUCUCAUCAGGCUGCCGAAAAGUCAUUAAAAUCUGCCCAAUAUUUAAUUGAUUUUAAAAGUAUCAAGUCAUGCUCACUAAUUGAAAAUGCUAGAGGUUUGGACGCUCAAUUGCAAAAUUGGGCUUCUGAGUUGGAAUAUCUUGUUGGUUCCUCUUUAAAACUGAGAUACCCAGAUCAAUGGAGGUAUCCGAAGAUUCCUCAUGAAAGUUAUAACUCUGAUCAAGCAGAUAAAUCAUUAGAAAUUGCAAAACACAUUUAUAAAAAUGUUCAACGUAAGCUAGAUGAAGAACAAGCUGGUUGCUAAAUUAAACUUGCUUACGAAAAUGACAAUGAUUUUUCUUAUUUGUUGUUGUUUUUUUUCCAUUUUGAAUUUAAAAUGUAUGCGUUUUUUAAUCAUAUCAAAUAAUCUACGAUUUACUCAACUUUGAGUCUAAUCUAAUCA